UUCGAAAGUAAAUUUGUAUCUAUUUUUUAUUUAAAUACUUAUUAUGCCUCGAAUAAGAACAUUAAGAGCAAAACUGCCUCCUGAGGGAUUUGAUGAUAUUGAACCUAUAUUACAUGAUUUUGCACAAAAGAUGAAAGAUAUUGAAAACGAACCUCAUGAAAACAAAAGUCGGCAAGGUGCUUUAGCUCCCAUUUUUCAAAUUCAUCAUCAAAGAUCAAGAUAUAUUUAUGAUUUAUACUAUAAACGUGAAGCAAUAUCAAAAGAAUUAUAUGAUUGGUUAUUAAAACAAGGUUAUGCUGACGGAAAUUUAAUAGCUAAAUGGAAAAAAAAUGGAUAUGAGAAACUUUGUUGUUUACGAUGUAUUCAAACUAAAGAAAUGAAUUUUAAUAGUACAUGUAUAUGUAGAGUUCCAAAGAUACAUUUGCCUAAAGCUACUAUUGUAGAAUGUGUUCAUUGUGGGUGUCGAGGAUGUGCAAGUUGUGAUUGAUUUAUAAUUCAUUUUUUAAAAAAAUACCGACUGUUUAUAUUUUCAA
This is a messenger RNA of Pneumocystis carinii B80, 533 nucleotides long. RefSeq names its product pre-mRNA-splicing factor cwf14. Bases 44 to 487 code for a protein of 147 amino acids. The transcript is spliced from 5 exons. The record is from RefSeq and is a predicted model, not a curated record. NCBI's taxonomy places the organism in Eukaryota, Fungi, Ascomycota, Pneumocystomycetes, Pneumocystales, Pneumocystaceae. Gene Ontology annotation, cellular component: nucleus; spliceosomal complex. Gene Ontology annotation, biological process: mRNA splicing, via spliceosome.